Messenger RNA from Micropterus dolomieu (smallmouth bass), 507 nucleotides. RefSeq names its product neuritin 1-like b (gene nrn1lb). The coding region runs from base 1 to 507 and encodes 168 amino acids. The transcript is spliced from 3 exons. The record is from RefSeq and is a predicted model, not a curated record. Gene Ontology annotation, cellular component: plasma membrane. NCBI's taxonomy places the organism in Eukaryota, Metazoa, Chordata, Actinopteri, Centrarchiformes, Centrarchidae. Gene Ontology annotation, biological process: neuron projection extension; nervous system development.
AUGAAGUCCCAACCCAGCACGACAGGGAUGCUGCUACCCAUCGCUCUCUGCCUCAGUUUGGUCCCUGUGUGUUUUGGAGCAGCACUUCCUCUUUCAUGUGGUUCCAUCUACAAGAGUUUUGCUCAGUGUUUACUCACACUUGGAGACAGUUUGGUGGAAACACAAAAAGACCAGAGCAUGCAGGACAUUGAUGCAAUCUGCAGGUCCUGGAAUGCGUUCCACGUUUGUGCCAACUCAGCUCUUACUGGCUGUCCUGGAGAAGCAGCAGCUGUCUGGGAGUCUCUAAGACAAGAGUCCAGGAAGACGCAAUUUUCUGGAAACCUCUAUGACAUGUGUGCCAGCCAAACCACCCUCCCACCCAGCACUAUGCUUGCACCCCAGAGCCCUCCUACCUCCGACCAGACCAACCAGGAAACGCUGAAAGGGCAAACAUGCAAACACAGCCCCACCCUAACCACACUGUUUUUCCCUGUAUGCAGCACUCUACUACUUCUGCUCAGGAGUUAG